Messenger RNA from Closterium sp. NIES-65, 1395 nucleotides. Lineage: Eukaryota; Viridiplantae; Streptophyta; Zygnematophyceae; Desmidiales; Closteriaceae. The record is from the annotation of a GenBank genome assembly.
AUGCAGCGCAACCCUGGGGCGCGAACUAUCGAGGGGGAGCUGGAGAAGGCAUUGUAUCGCGCGGGGGCCAUACUGGAGAACGACCUGGGCGACUUCUGGAAGAUCGACUGGAUGCGAUCCGCGCGCACCGACAAGGGCGUCAGCGCGCUCGGGCAGGUGGUGUCCGUGCGCCUCGUGCUGGACCCGCCGGGCUUCGUGGAUCGCGUGAAUAAGCAUCUGCCCAAGCAGGCGAGUGCCCUCACGUUGCCAUUUCUCGUGCGGCUGCUGGGCUUCGUUAAAGUGACAGCAGGCUUCAAUGCCAAGGACCAGUGCGACCGACGCAGGUACGAGUACGUGAUCCCGACGUUCUGCUUCAACCCGCUGGCCCACCGCGACCGCGAGUACCUCGUGCGCAUGGGGCUCAUCUCCGACCCUGAGGGCGCACAGGACGGGCAGGGUGGGCAGGCAGGGGGCGAGGCGGCGGAGGAGACAGUGGAAGAGAAGGGGGCUGAGGGGAAGGAAGAGAGCGGGUCUGCAAAGGAGUCUGCAGCUGCUGAAGGGGGAAUGGGUGAGAAGGGGAAGGAGGAUGCCGUGGCAGCUGCUGAUAAGCCAUCCGAGGCUGCAACCAACACAAAAGAAGCAGAGAGCAAACCAACAGACAAGCCAGAGGACAAAGCAGCAGAAGCACAAGACAAGCCCAAGGCCACCACGCUCCCUGCCCCUCUUCCCGCCGUGUUCACCCCGCCGCCCUACACGUUCGACUCGGCAGCUCUGGAGCGACUGAACCACCUGUUAUCCCUCUUCGUGGGCACGCACUGCUUCCACAACUACACAGUGAAGGUCAGCGCCAAGGACGCGGCGGCCAAGCGGUACAUCGUGUCGUUUGCAGCGGAGGGCGUGACGCAGGUGGAGGGCAUGGAGUGCGUCAAGUGCGUGGUGGUGGGGCAGAGCUUCAUGCUGCACCAGAUCCGCAAGAUGGUGGGCAUGGUGCUCGCCGUCAUGAGGGGGCACGCGCCCGAGCAGAUGCUCACCGAUGCCUUCAGGAAGGACAAGCGGUACAACGUGCCGCUGGCGCCGGAGCUGGGGCUAUUCCUGGUGGAGUGUAUGUUCCCCGCGUACAACAACAAGUGGGCCACCUCGCACCCGGCCGUCACGCUGGAGCCGUUCAGAGAGCAGGCGGAGAGGUUCAAGGAGGAGGUGGUGUACCCGCACAUUGUGAGCACGGAGCGCAAGAGCCACGUGUUUGCCGCGUGGCUGUCCAACCUCAACGACCGCAACUACCCAGAUUUUGUGCUCGCGAGAGCUGAGGCCAAGGGUCUGCUGGGUGGUGGUGGGCCUGGUGAGGCAGAGGGGGGAGUGGGGAGUGCAGAGGGGAGGGAGGGAGGUGGAGUAGAGGAGAAAGAGGGAGGAAAGUAG